GGGAAAUCCAAAAUGGCUGUCGUUUUGUGCCGAAAAUGCUUCAGACGAGUACCUGGUUUAUUCAAGAUCGCUGGCAAACCUGGGUAUAAUUGUUUGAUUAGUCAGUCUGCUCAAGAAGAAGCUGACCACUUUGAUCCAUCCACAGAAUAUUCACCAGAACUGAAAGAAGAGAAACUUAAAGUACUCAAGGCCUUAGCAUCCACUAUUAAAUAUGUACCAAAUGCUCCAAUCCAUGGAUUCUUUGAAGAUCCGUUUCUGAUGCCCAGAAGCAGUAUUCGUAAGAACGAAUUUGCCAAGGCAAGAGAGGAGGGAAAGAAAGCUGCAGAAUAUAUCAUCAAAACAUAUCCUCAUCUUUUUCCUCUGAGAAAACCUGAACCUGCAUGGCCAAAGGAAUUAUCUUUAGAUGUGAAAGGCAAUGAUGAAAGAACCCUUCAAGAUCUCAUAGCAUUGAAACAAAUUGAGAAGGCCAUUCGUUUAUAUGAACAACUUGUUGCAAAAGGGGAAUCAGUUUCCCUUGAUUGUGAAAACAGCCUCUUGGAGCUGACUGGAUAUUACGGGUUCCAGCGGUCUGACGCUGACAGCAAAUCGUCAAAGGACUCACCCUACAAUGAGACUAUCGAAAGACAGAAGUGGAGUUCAAAAAACUUUGCACAUCAGUUGUUUAAACGAAUGUCGAACAAAAAUGGCAGAAGUUACGAGGCUAUGAUCUUAUCCUUGCUGAAGUUUCAAAGCAAAAAGCUCGCAUUGGAAAUAUUUGAUGAAAUGAAAGAGAAAGGUUUUAAAGGGAGCGUGUUUUUGUACAACCGAUUGAUAGAGAGUUCUGAGCAGCUUUGCUCGGACGAAACUGAUCCGUGGACAUUUUCCCAGGACAUCGUGAAACAUCUGAAUUCUGAACCGGCAGUUAGACCAAAUUUAGGUACAUUCACUAGCUUGUUGAAGAUAUGCGCAGUCCAUUCUCCCAGUGCGUACGAAGAUUCAACGAAAAUAUUGAGAGAGAUGUAUAGCCUUGGAAUAGAGCCGUCUUUGGGAUGUUACACUCACCUUCUUGAAGCAGCAGAAAGAAAUGGCAAGGGUCAUGCAGCCGUCAAUAAUAUCGUCCGUCAUUUGAAAUCGCUGGAUCACCAAUUUACUCCCGAAAAUACCGCUGACUACGAUUUCUUUGUAACGGCCAUGGCGACGGCCAGACAUUUCCGAGACGGUGUGACGGCAAUGGAGCUCUUUCAACUGUCCGAAACAAGCCAUUUCAAACAAUUCCUCGGACCCAGAUCUCUCUCAUUCUAUGGUAAUCUUUUGUGCUCACUUGCCCUCUCUGAACACGCCAGUAAAGUUAUGAACGCCUAUCAACAGUUAGUACCAAAGUACUUUGUGCCUCGAGAGUGGAUAUACGUGGAACUGUUACGUUGCCUUGAAAAAAGCAAGCAACCUCAAACAGCUAUAGAAUUAUACAACGAUAUGAAGCAGUAUCGAGUGAAUAUGACCGUGCACACGUGUCGAAGUUUUGUCUCUUGUUUCAGCGUCAAACUUGCAAAGAAGGAUUUACCUGAAUACAUUACAAUCAUGGAGGAGAUAUUUAACUGGAUGGAAUUCUUUGACAUAGAGAUGGAUAAUUUUAUGAUGAGUCAAAUGAUUCGGUUAUACUGUCUCAAUGGACAAUUGGAUAUGGCCUGGAUGAAUAUGGAAAAGUUUUCUGGAAAAAAUUUUAUACCAAUGUUUGCAGCUCUGUCCUCGUUACUACAAGGAACUCUUGUAACAAAAGAAAAAGAAAAGACAAAGAAAGUGUUUGAAAUGAUGGCUGCCCAAGGAUAUCGACUAAAUGCUAGCUUACGCAACUCGUACUACAGAGAUCUCAACUUUACUGCUGAAGAAUGCUACAAAAUAGACCAAUUGUUCGCAAAUCUUCCUAGCCGAGUUUCAACUGACUAAAAAAAUCGCCGUUGAUUGACGGUUCAAGCUUCAAGAAAUUCUACUCGUGUGGCCCUGCUGUUUAUUUUCUAUGCUGUGUUUUGGUAACAAGAUGCACGCGACCAAAAUAUUGAGACGCUGUGUUUUUUUACGCGUGAGAAGAAUUUGCCAGCAUUAUUUUAAAUUCUAUGCAAUUUACGUAUAGCAUUUAAACGUUACUUCGACUGAAGAUGUUAAUUUGUGAACGCGAUUAUGUGAAUCACAAGAGAAAGGAAUAAAGAAAGUUUUCUUGUAUUUUUUUAAAGCGAAAUCUGUCAAUGUUGAUAUCAGUUCGACGUGUCUUGAACUAUGUCGGUAUUAAUAUUCAUCUCAGCUGGGUCACAUUUUGCGAACAAUUACCGCUAUAGCCUAACUUUGAACGAGAUUCAGGCUCACAGCUAGAAUAGGAAACCUAAAAUACGUUUUAAAACGAAGAAACUAAUUAACACUAAAGCCUGAAAAUCUAGUUCAAAACAUUAAAAAUUUCAGCGCCACCACUUGGCGAGCUUGCAGAAAAGCGCGCGAAAUUUGAAUCUUCCCCAACUAAUGAACUUGUGCAAAUUUGCCUUUAUCGUAACAACAAAACAAAGAGAAAGUCCGUUAACUUACUAAACUAACGAUGAAAAAAGCAUUAACAACGCCGAGAAGCCGAAUAAACGACACAAAGCCAUCUUUAACAAGGAUAUUUACUAUUUCAAAAUUUGUCAAUUCGCUAGUUGUGUGUUUGCAUGUUUUGGCUGUCGUAAAGACUAAAGUGCUCGCUAAAUCUUUUCAGUUCUUUUUCGUUUAUCAUAAUAGAAAGCUAUUGAGUUAGUUCUGUACCGUAUACACAAAGUAUCGUGACCUCGGUUUAAAUACUGUGAUAUAUUGCUAUAUACAAUAUAAUACAAUACAACAUCAAUAAAAGUUAUUAUACAUUCAUGUACAGCACAAUUGUACAGCACCUGUAAACAUUCAAAUUAUAUCAUUAUAUACAGACUAAGAAAAUGUUAGUGACAGCACUGCAUCUUGCCAAUCUCGAAAUAUUGAUUUAAACUUAAUAACACGUAAUUACGCAUAAAUAUUAGCUUCUAAGGAAAGACAGUUUUUCCUGUGAAAUUACCUGAGAAGCGGGAAACACUUCAUGCACGAAAUGAAACUCGCACGCACGCGGCAAUAUUGAUUCGAGAAACUCUUCCUGUAUAUUAAAUACAUAGGCUAAUUAAUACUCGAUAUAUUACGACAAUAGAAUAUCAUAAAGGAUGAGCAUUGUUUAACUGUUAACACUCUGUUAAAAUUCAAAACUCGUCAUUGUUAAACUGUUAAACUAUAUUCGCAAUUCGUAACUACAUAAAUAAAUCGUGAUUGAAGCGAAUGUUUAUAAGAACGGUGAAGAAACUUUAAAGCAUUAAAUCAACUAUUAUAUUCAUUGAUAUAAAGAUUUAUAUCACGAAGCAAAGUCAGAACCUACCGAGUUCAAUUUUGUGUUGUUCAACAAAGCACUGGAGAGAUAUCGCCGUACAGUUGGGUC
Dendronephthya gigantea is the source of this 3451-nucleotide messenger RNA. RefSeq names its product pentatricopeptide repeat domain-containing protein 3, mitochondrial-like. Gene Ontology annotation, biological process: mitochondrial translation. The record is from RefSeq and is a predicted model, not a curated record. Gene Ontology annotation, molecular function: rRNA binding; protein binding; ribosomal small subunit binding. NCBI's taxonomy places the organism in Eukaryota, Metazoa, Cnidaria, Anthozoa, Malacalcyonacea, Nephtheidae. Gene Ontology annotation, cellular component: mitochondrion. The transcript has 29 exons. Bases 13 to 1923 code for a protein of 636 amino acids.